CUCAGUUUAGAGUUCAUCGUUCGCCGGGAACGACCCAAAUUUCGCUUCUCCCAAACUAUCCCAUCCAAACUUUCUCCGUCCGGCAAUGUUUUUGGCAAAAAACGCGACUGGCCUGCGGCCACAGAUCCUAAACGAAGUCAAGGGCCUGGCGAAAGCCGGCGAUUUGGGCUCCCUUUUCUUUGCGAGCCGUCGUCACCGGACCACUUGCAAUGAGAAAAAGGAGGCGGCCAAGAAGUGCGAAAAGUACCGACCGACAAAUGCCUUGAAAGCGGAAUGUCUUCCGGUUAAGGAGCAGGUGCCGCCAUUCUACCGCCAGGUGAAUCCCUGCAAGACGGACCCGGAGUUGGCCGUCCAGCAUCCCAAGUACCUGGGUGUUUAUGGACGGUGCGACAUCCCGUACAAGCCGGAGCCCCACUGCCAGGAUCCCUGCGAUCUGGCCGUGCGCCUGGACGACACCCACUACACACCGGGCAAGUAUUUGGACCGCGAGUACGAGAAGUACUGGGUGGAGUGCUUCUUCCGCAAGCAGAAGCGCUGCUGCAAGAAGGUUCCCCCGGAGCGCACCUACCGCGUGAUCAGCAACAAGUGCGGUGCCGCAGCCAAGAUGAAGCCCUGCAAGACGAUCAAUCCGAUGCCCUGCAAGCAGGAGGCCAAGCAAGGUCCCUGCCCCAAGUUCUCCCUGUGCGACUGCAAGCCCGCCAACGUAAAGACCAACUGCAAGUUGGCCCCUCGCAACUCGCGGUGUCGCCGCAGGCCCUGCCAGUAUCCCGCCUUCUCCGAGUGCGACCACGAGGAUCUGGGCAAGGGCAGGCCCAUCGAGUGCCGCUGCCUGGAGGUGCCGCCCAUGUGCCUGGUCUACCGAUACGCCCUCCUCGACCGGCGACUGCCCUGCGAGCCCACCAAGCCGCGUGACGAGUGCUAGAUGAUGGAGGAUUGGUUUGGAUUCGGAUUGGGACUGGGAGGCGACAGCCCUCGUUUUCGAACAACAGUUUCUGGCUGAAAUAAAUAUCAUUUCAAUUGACAGUUUAUACAGUUUUUGGUGAAAUAUAAAAAAUAGUAUCAGUUAUAAAAA
Messenger RNA from Drosophila ficusphila, 1072 nucleotides. RefSeq lists its product as uncharacterized. The coding region runs from base 86 to 922 and encodes 278 amino acids. The record is from RefSeq and is a predicted model, not a curated record. The transcript has a single exon. NCBI's taxonomy places the organism in Eukaryota, Metazoa, Arthropoda, Insecta, Diptera, Drosophilidae.